UUGAAAAUAAUAAAAAAAUAACGAUAUUCAUCAUGGUGAAUGAAUCAAUUACUAAACGCACAAAACAAAAUAAUAAAAUUGACGUAUUAAUAGUUGGUGCUGGAUUAUCGGGUCUAAUAUCAGCUUUUAAAAUAACACAAACAGAACCAAGUCUUCAAGUGAGAAUAUUGGAAACAUCAAACAGAGUGGGUGGUCAAUUAAAUCAAGUCAGUUUAGGAGAAAUUGGAGCUAAAUGGAUUAGCGAAGAUCAAUGCCACAUUUACCGUUUAAUCAAUUCUCUAAAAGUUCCAAUGUACAAGCGAAACAGUCUAUCUUCUCAUUUAAAAUCUUAUAGAGAAAUGAAUGAGGGGAUUUUUUCUGUAUUAGCAAAUUAUGAACUAAAGCGUUAUAUACAUGAACUUGAACUUAAAAUGGAAUUUUUUAAACCAGGUUUUGUUAAAUGUAAAGGACAUUCAAUGCAACAGCAUAUACAUAAUCGUUUGUUUUUCAAUUCAUCUCGAAAAUAUAUGCUGAAUUUAGUUUUAGUAAUAUGUGGAACGGAGGCAAAAUAUAUUAGUUUUAAAGAUUUUAUGUCAAUAUGUUACACAUCUGGUGGUAUAAGAAGAUUAAUUGAUCUGAUUAUUGAAGUUCCAAACUAUUCUUUAAUAGAAUUUUCUAGCAAAGAUUUGUUGUACAAACUCUUACAACAUCUUCAGAAUAUAGAAAUUCUAUAUGAACGCAAAGUAAUUGCGAUUAAUCAAUAUCGAGAUUUUGUUGAAGUAAGGGAUUCCUCAAAUGAAUAUCACGUAGCUGAAGCUAUAAUUUUGGCAAUACCAUGGAAUUUCUCACAGGAAAUUUAUUUUCGGCCUCCCCUCCCCUUAGAGUUGCAAACUCCACCUUCACCUGUGGAUAGUGAAAAAUAUAUUGUAACAAGUUUUUUGGCCAGUUACACGGAAGGUUAUUGGCGUCUAAAAGGGUUUUCUGGAUGUUAUAUUAAACAUGAACCACUUUUGAUUGCUCAAGAGUAUCGUCCUACAGUUUAUGCGGGUUUUAUGAUACAUGAGGAAGGAAUAGAACCUUUGGUGAAAUCAAUAGUACUUCACGAAUUUGCCAAAAUAUUCGGAGAAGAAAUGCUUGUACCUCGAGAAUUUCAACAACACAGCUAUGAAUUAAAUUAUCUGGGCCAUUUGCCACUGACAACACCCUGGAAUCGUAUAAUUUGGUCCUCUUCUGCUGCUUCUGGUACAUGUUAUCGUGGUCGUUUGGGUGGUGCUGUACAAAGUGGUCUUAGGGCAGCUGUAAAUGCAUUGCUUGUGUGCCGACCCCAAAUAGUUACUUGGCAAGAUAUAGCCGAAGUACAAUGUCACAGCUAUUUGCGUCGUCGAGAAACCACAUGGUCAUCUGUAUUUCUUAGUACUUUCAAUUUAUAUAAUGUUUCCACGUACACUAUUUUCAUAAGUGGCCUAGUUUUAAUUUUGACAAAAGCCUACAAGAAACACUAGUCCAUUCACAUUCAUUUCCUAUGAAAAUUAUCAAUUGAAAUCUUUAUGAUAAUUGAAGGAGAGAGAGAGAGAGAGAGAAGAAAGGCGAAAUUGUGAUUAUUAUCAUCUUAAGUAAUUGUAAUGUUCACUAGUGUGUGCGUCUUUAACUCAUGUGAUCAUCAGUCGCAGUUAUCACAAGUGAACUUAAGUAUAUAAUCAACCAACAGUUUUGUUUUAUCCAAUUUUAUAUGUCGAGAUGGACUUUAAAUGAUGUAGUGUCAGUAAACCUAUAUGAGUGAGAAUGUGCGUUUAAAGUGUAUGUUUGAAAUUUAGAACUAUACACACACUUUAUUUAGAGAUUUGCUUUGAUUUUUUUUAUUUAUUUUUUUUGACUAUGUAUUUAUUUACUUAUCAUUUUCAUUUUUAUUAAAUUUAAUGAAACUCGUGUAGGUAAUUUGUUCACUGUACUUAAAUAUACACAUGUAUGUGUUAUGAUGAUGAUGUGAUGGUGAUGUACAAUUGUUAAUCCAAUUAAUAGGAUUUUUGAAGGUUAAUUUUUGAAAUAAAAUUUAUCAAAACUUAUUGAUAAAAAUGUUUUACGGACCAAAACUUCCAAAGAAUUAAUUGUGCAAUUUUUGUUCUUUUUUAAAAGAAUUUUAAAAUAUUUACAUUCAUAAAUAAUGAGUGCUUUUGGAAAUAAUUUCAACGAAAUAUAAAACUAAAGUAUUGAAUUUUUAAAUACUUUGGUUUUAAAAAUUAUGAGAAUUAUUUUAAGUUUCAAACCGAAAUAAAAUAUAAUACAUUCUUUCUAAGCUUUGUAGCAAUCUAAGUUUUAUUUCAUUCUUUAUGUCAAUUCAAGGUUUGAAAAUGUGAAUAACCUUUAUCCAAAUCUAAAUUUCUUUGAUUUGGAUUUUGAAAUUUGAUGCAAUAAUAAAGUAAUUCAAACAUUAAAAUAAUAUGAAAAUAUAUCUCCGGUAUUCAUUCUUUUUAAAAUCACUUAUAGCGAUUUGACGAAAAUUUUUAGUACUUACCUGGCUAAAAAAAAUUCGAUUUUUCACAAAUAUUUAUCAAAACACUUAACAAUACGUCGACAGAACAGUUGUCAAUUCUCUGUUUAUAUCAAUGUAUAAGCGAAUCGUAUUGCCUUUAUUGUCAGGACAAAUAAAUGAUUUUUUUGCUAUAUUAUAUGUAAAAAUAAUUAUUAAAACUUACCUCAAAACCUAAUUUUACUUGCACUUGAAAAAAAUGCGAUUUAAGAACGCAAUUGUUCACUUACAAUAUAUUAAAUUGUAAAUUUAUUAUAUUGUAAUUAAUUUUUUAUUUUAUGUAUAACUGUAUAAAACUUAUCUUUAAAACAACAUUAAUUACAAUUUCGUUUGCUUUGCAGUUGAGUUCUAUCUAUUAUUGAUAAAUUUUAUGCAGUGUCCUUUCACAAAAAAAUAUAAAAAACACUUUAAAUGUAUAUUGAACCGCUUCGAAGAAUUUGUAAAUGAACCUUCAUGAUAAGAUCCAACCAGUAAGAAGUUCUAUGAUAAGAUCAAAUUGCAACUGUAUGUACUAGGGUAUUAAAUUAUUCGGCUCUAAUUGUCAAAAUUAUUCGGUUAAUCGAAUAAUAGGAAACUGUAUGUUUUUUCCUUUUAUAAACAAAAUUAUAAUUUUA
Molecule: messenger RNA, 3120 nt
Organism: Lucilia cuprina (Australian sheep blowfly)
Lineage: Eukaryota; Metazoa; Arthropoda; Insecta; Diptera; Calliphoridae
Gene: shps
Product: amine oxidase [flavin-containing] B
Exons: 3
Coding region: 33-1481 (482 amino acids)
Molecular function (GO): oxidoreductase activity
Source: RefSeq, a predicted model, not a curated record